AUGGUUUCAGAAUGCCAUCAAGCGUGGCUGAGUCAAGCUCUUCUUCUGAUGAGAGCGAAAAACGUUCUCGCUCAGAGAGUAGCAAUCGAAGUGUUCCUUUCCGCUAUCGCAAGCAUGCUGGAUCACGAGAUGCUUCCCCUAGAUCUACUUCCAUGUCUCCUGAAAGGAAUCGUAAUCGGCAAAGGUGGGAGUCGUGGUACUUUGUAUCGCCUGGUACUGCCUGGUCAAGUGGUGCUUUUCCUUUCGUUCGAUCGCGUUUAUCAAAAUCGCCUAUUAACGUAUCUCCUAAGAAAGAUGACAGGUCUCCACGAAAAUUCCGCUCUCCAUCUCCAAGAAGAUCAAGGUCCAGAAGUCGACGAAGAAGCGUUUCACCCAUUCGUAAGCGAGGACGUCGUCGCAGUUCUGGAGAGGAUUCUUAUGAAAGGAACCGCUCUCGGUCAACAUCUCCUAAGAGAAGAGCACGAAACCGCUCAGUAUCAAGAUCGAGGUCUCGAAGUCCCGCCGCUCGAGACUCUUACAGUACUCGUUCACGCUCUCCUCGUCGGAGACGAAGAUCAAGAUCUCGUUCUCGAUCUCAACACCGUUCGAGAUCUCCUCCACGAAGGGAAUCAUAUGUUAAAAGGUGUGAAAUUACAUCCAAUUUAUCUCUUUUCAACUUAUACACUCAUUUGGUGUUGGCGCUUUUCGCUGCUAUUUUAUUUUUAUUUUGCCACACAUAAAGUAACAGUGAUUCGAAGAAGCAGUUUUCGAUUUUGUUCUGUUUACAUCACUUGAGC
This is a messenger RNA of Strongylus vulgaris, 776 nucleotides long. NCBI's taxonomy places the organism in Eukaryota, Metazoa, Nematoda, Chromadorea, Rhabditida, Strongylidae. The record is from the annotation of a GenBank genome assembly.